AUGAAAUACUUGUUUGUUGUUGCUCUUUGGAAUUUAUUGAUGAAUCCUUGCCGGUGCUUUUACAGCUUCUGGACAGCACCAAAUACCAAUAACCACAUCAUGUCCCAACACAGGAGACAAGACCAGGAGUUGCAACUUGUGUCAGAGGAUUGCAAUACAAAGAGGAAGCAUGGGGAGCACAAGGAUAUAAUGGGAGAGGUAACCAGGACCCAUGAAGCCAUACAAUUGUUGGAUAAGUCAAUCUCAACGCUGCAGAUGGAGCUUGCAGCAAAGCGAAGCACGUUGGAACUGGUCCGUUCUGGUGUGCCAGUAACUUCAGAAACUAGUCAAUCAAGGAAAAAAGCAUUCGUUGUCGUUGGAGUUAACACCGCUUUCAGUAGCCGCAAGCGUCGUGAUUCAGUCAGGGACACAUGGAUGCCUCAAGGUGAGAAGCUGCUGCAGCUUGAAGAACAGAAGGGAAUAGUUAUCCGCUUCACUAUAGGCCAUAGUGCUACAUCCAAUAGUAUAUUGGACAAAGCAAUAGAUGCAGAAGAUGCACAGCAUCAUGACUUUCUUAGACUGGACCAUGUCGAGGGGUAUCAUGAACUCUCCGCAAAGACAAAAAUCUUCUUCUCCACGGCCGUGGGCAUUUGGGAUGCUGACUUCUUCGUCAAGGUCGAUGAUGAUGUGCAUGUGAACUUAGGAAUGCUUGCCACUACCCUUGCGAGGCAUAAAGCGAAACCAAGAACUUAUAUUGGCUGCAUGAAGUCAGGCCCAGUUCUUGCUGACAAGAAUCUGAAGUACCAUGAACCCGAGGCCUGGAAAUUUGGGGAGGACGGAAACAAGUAUUUUCGCCAUGCUACUGGACAGAUAUAUGCCAUCUCAAAAGAUCUUGCGACCUAUAUCUCAAUAAAUCAACCUAUCUUACACAAGUAUGCGAACGAAGAUGUAUCACUUGGGUCAUGGUUUAUUGGGUUAGAGGUUAAUCAUAUUGAUGAAAGGAACAUGUGCUGUGGAACUCCACCAGAUUGUGAGUGGAAAGGGCAAGCUGGCAAUAUCUGCGUGGCAUCCUUUGAUUGGAGCUGCAGCGGCAUAUGCAAGUCCGUCGAGAGGCUCAAGGAUGUACAUGCUCGAUGCGGCGAAGGCGAUUCUUCUGUUUGGAGUGAUCUAAUCUAG
Messenger RNA from Triticum turgidum subsp. durum (durum wheat), 1155 nucleotides. The record is from the annotation of a GenBank genome assembly. NCBI's taxonomy places the organism in Eukaryota, Viridiplantae, Streptophyta, Magnoliopsida, Poales, Poaceae.